AUGGCCAAAGCUGCACAGCUUGCUGCGCUCAAUGCAGCCGCCAUUGCUGGGGAUGUCGCUACAGCAAAGCGCUACUUCGAGGCCCUUCGGCUCAGGGAUCCCAGGACCAUGAGAACCAUGGUGUGGAACACGAUGUUGAAGGCUCAUGCCAUUGCUGGUGACCUGGGUGGUGCUACGGAACAUUUUCACGAAAUGCAGGCGCAGCGUGUGCGUAUCAAUGGCCGAACGUUUGGCAAGCUCAUCAGGGCAGCUGCGGAAGCUGCAAAGCCUGAGCAGGCGGUGUGGCUCUUGCAGCACCAACGCGCUGCAGGUCUCGAGGUGGACAUGGUGUCGUACACAUCCGUAGCGAGUGCUUUUGCAAAGGCCGGGCGGCCAGUGGAAGCAGAGGCUUUCCUGCUAGAAGCCGGUGCUGAGGGUCUGGUGCUGGACUCGGUCGCCAUGGGAGCUUUGAGUGCCGGCUUCGCAAAGCUUGGCUGCGCAGAGAAGGCGCAGCACUGGUUGGAGGAGAUGGUCCGACAAGGCCUGGAGGUCAGUUCCGACAGCUUCGGGGCGGUCGCAGCAAGCCCGUGCAAGCCGAAAUCUGGCUUCGAGAGAUGCGUGGGCGUCAACUGGAGCCCUCGGCGUCAACACUGA
This is a messenger RNA of Symbiodinium natans, 633 nucleotides long. The record is from the annotation of a GenBank genome assembly. Lineage: Eukaryota; Dinophyceae; Suessiales; Symbiodiniaceae.